CCGAAAUCAAAGCUCUGGGCCCGUUCCCGACGGCUCUACGGUAGGAAGACUUCUGACAGAGGAACGCUCGUGGGUUCGGGCCUCUGCAGAUGGUUCCGAGGGAGCCGACGAGACGGAGGGAUACGUUUCCGCUCCUCGGGGGCCUGUUGGUUCGUGCCGACGCCUUUUAAGGGCACCGUGGGGCGAAAGGAGCGCUCAGAGCUGCUCCGGCCGCGGCCCUGGGAGCUGGAGGAGCCGCGACUCAGCAGGCAUGACUGGAGAGGGGAGUCCCAAUGGUGCUAGAAUGGUGCUGCACUGGCAGAAGACGGCUCACGAGUGAGGUCUGGAAGAACAACAGGGAAGACAUCCAUCAUUUGCUCCAAAGUGUGCAAGUCAGAUCCUGGGGAGAAACAUGAUAACCCUGAUCACUGAACAGCUACAGAAGCAGACUCUGGAUGAGCUGAAAUGCACACGCUUCAGCAUCAGUCUGCCUUUGCCUGAUCAUGCGGACAUAUCCAACUGUGGGAACCCUUUCCAGCUUGUGUCUGAAGGUGCUUCCUGGAGGGGCCUGCCCCACUGUUCCUGUGCUGAAUUCCAGGACAGCCUCAACUUCAACUACCAUCCUUCAGGCUUGAGCCUGCACCUCAGACCACCCAGUCGGGGAAGCUCCCCACAGGAGCAGCCUCUCUCCCAAGUCCUGCACCCUGAGCCCCCAGACCCGGAGAAGCUUCCUGUGCCCCCCGCCCCUCCAUCCAAGAGGCACUGCCGCUCACUCUCGGUGCCUGUGGACCUGUCUCGCUGGCAGCCGGUGUGGCGGCCCGCCCCCUCCAAGCUGUGGACUCCCAUCAAGCACCGGGGCAAUAGUGGAGGGGGUGGGCCGCAGGUGCCUCACCAGAGCCCUCCGAAGCGGGUCUCCAGCCUCAGGUUCCUCCAAGCUCCCAGUGCCUCUUCUCAAUGUGCCCCAGCCCACAGACCCUACAGCCCUCCUUUCUUCAGCCUGGCCCUGGCCCAAGAUUCCUCUCGACCUUGUGCCACCUCCCCUCAGAGUGGCUCCUGGGAAAGUGAUGCUGAGUCCCUGUCACCCUGCCCACCCCAGCGCCGCUUCUCCCUGUCACCCAGCCUGGGUCCGCAAGCAAGCCGCUUCUUGCCCUCUGCUCGAAGUUCCCCUGCAUCCUCUCCAGAGCUGCCCUGGCGACCACGAGGUCUCCGGAACCUUCCCCGAAGCCGCUCACAGCCUUGUGAUCUAGAUGCCCGCAAAACGGGGGUCAAACGGCGCCAUGAGGAGGACCCCCGGCGCCUGCGGCCUUCCCUGGACUUCGACAAGAUGAAUCAGAAACCGUACUCAGGAGCUCUCUGUCUCCAAGAAACAGCCCGGGAAGGCAACAGCAUCUCCCCACCAUGGUUUAUGGCCUGUAGUCCCCCACCUCUCUCUGCUUCCUGCAGCCCCAUUGGGGGUUCCUCCCAGGUGCUGAGUGAAAGUGAAGAGGAAGAGGAGGGGGCUGUACGGUGGGGGCGGCAGGCACUGAGCAAGAGGACACUAUGCCAGCAGGACUUUGGGGACCUGGAUCUGAAUCUGAUUGAAGAGAACUAAAACUGAGAGGCUACUUCCUGGGGCCACACAGACUGACUCUCUUAUGGCUACUAACAAGUGUCGAGGCCCCCAGGCUGAGGGCCCAGCCUGUGAAUGGGGGUGAGUGGAGGGCUCCGACUCAGGGUAGCCGGAAGUCUUCUCACUCCAGCAAGCUCGACCAUGCCAAGAAACUGGCCGGGACAAGAUAAACAGAGCUGAUGGCGGGAGGGACAGCCCCAGAGCAGACCCUCCCUGUGGUGGCCCUGAGUGUGAGUAUCCCUGCCACUGAGAAAGCAAUGGGCAGGGACGGAAGGGGUCUGCUGACCCCAGCUCGGGGAAUUUCACUAGCCCCUUUGCUUCAAAGGGCACUUGUGUCUUAGAAUUUGGCCAGGGUGGGGGUGUUCAGUCAGCCUCCUCAGAGAAAUUGUGUGAGUGUGCGUGCGUGCAUGGGAGUGUACUUGCGGAAAGGUGUGUUUGCGUAGCCUUAGGGAAGGAAGGCAGUUGCUCCAUUAACAGAGCAUCAUGAUACCCCCAGGAUCUUGAGGUUUUUUUUUUUAGAACAGCAGGCUUGUUCAAGGAGUCAAGAGGAGGCUCCAAGUUUUCCUUUCUUAAUAGCGCUAGAACCCAGGCUUGUAAUCCAUCACUGGCUCUGCAAAAAUUCUCUUUUGGGGUACAGCAGAGUCUUUCAAGUGCUCUGACCUCAGCCACUGGUAAUUUUUUGCCCUCAGUCCUGUUCUGUUCCCUCUAGAUAGAUGUGGCAUUGAGGGCUGCAUUGAGGUCACCACAUUUUUAUUUUUGUUUUGUUUUUUUCCCCUGAGGCUGGCUUUUUUUUUUCCCUCAUUAGAUUGUUUAACUAUAAACAACCUGCCUCUCUCACUCUUAGUAGGCCCAAGCAUGUGCGAGCAACUGAGGCAUAGCUAAAGGGUUCUAUUUCUCUCUUCCUCAUUGAGGGGACCUUUUCCUCUCAUCUUCUGAUUCUCCAGAUCAGAGACCAGGUAGCAAGCCUGUGUCUUGGUCCCCAGCAUCUGUUGAGGUAGACCUGAGGCAGGAACAGUGGCCUUCAGUUCUCAGCAAAUAGAUGAGCUCGCUUCAUUACUGCCCACUGGAAGCAGACUAUAGGGAUCCAGGCCCAGAUUCUUUUCUGACCUGCUUGAGAAGGAGGCUAGGUUUUCAACAUUUACUAGUUUACUUGUCUUCCACUCCUGCCAGGAAAUGUUUAUUUACCUCUAAUUGGCCCUAAGAGACUACAGAGAGGCUGGGACUCACUUAGGGAUUGGCUGAGAUGUGUAAAGCAAAGGCUGUGAGAAGCAGCUGAGAGUUUGUUGUUGGAUUGAAUUUCGUUUUUGUUUCUAGCCCAUAACUUGAGCUAGGGCAGUAGAGCCAGUGGCUGCAGCGUGAGUUUAAGGACUGCAAUUAUUUUGCUAGGGCUGGCACCAGUGGAUAUGCACACUGAAGCGGUCACCAUAGUAGCCCAUGAGGCACUGUGUAGCUUUGAUUAGAAGACUCUGCAUGACCAAAUUGGACCUGCCCUUCCUGUUUAUUGCAUGAAGGGCAUUUUUCUGUUCAAUUCCCAGGGUGUCUAGGGACCCAAUUCUUCAUAUUAGAGAAGGCGAGAAGGGUCCCUAUAUCCCUCCCCCCACCCACCCCGGAAUUGAGCCUAAUGUUCUCUGUAUCUCCCAUACGUUGCAUAGGAGCUAUCACUGGGGCUCCAGUCUUCUUGCCUUCACUUCAGAGGAAGUGGCUAUGUCCUCAGACGCUCCAGGUCUAGUUACCACGUAUCACCAGCUCUCUUGAGAUCUGAGAGAGGCUCUCUAAAGAAUUAAGUGAAGCAGUGAGCCCAGGAGUUGCCCAUCUUUAGUUUCAUCCCUUCCCUGGUUCUUCUCCCUCUUCAGUUCAUAAUUUCCCUGGUAUAUCAGCUUCUUUUCCUCCUGGGACAUCCUCUUCCCUUGGCUCUCUGGUGCAGAUUAACUGUUCCAGCUUCCAAUAGGCUACUGUCAAUGCCAAUGAGGACUCUGCUGGACCUAAACUGAAGAAGUGAAGCCUCUAUCCUGUUUUGGUUUGUUUUUUUAAAAGCCCGAGGGCACCAUCCUUAAACGAGAAGGCCUAUAGUUGUUCUGUUUUAAUUCCAUUACUUCAAGCCUGGGAGUCAAAUUAAUCCAAACUAUCUUGCUUCCUAAAGAGCUGUGGCCCUGGAACAAGCCUUUUCGAGAAGUGGUUCAUUUUGCUUUACACAAUAGAUCGAUUCCAACAGUUCUGUGUAAACCAAAUGCUAUUUUUGACGCAUUUGGAUUGCUGAUCAUUUAAAAGCAGCCUAUGAUUGCUUCUUUUGUAAAGCGAGCAACCAUCCCUUAGCCCUCUACUUUAGCUGUUUUGAUUAUUUGGGUUCUCACAUACUGGGCUUACCCAGAGUGGAGCACACACCUCCAGGGCUCGUGGCUGAUGCUGGGUAGCUGUCUGCCUCUGUGCUGCGUGUGUAGUGUGGCUGGCCAGUAGGUGAGUAUUCCUGCGUGUGUGAGUGAAGCCACUCCCAGGCUGGUGCUCUCCUCUUGUGCCCGGUGACUGCCCAGUGGCAGCCUCAGCUGCCCUUCACUCCCACCUGCUGCCAAAGUCCCUGUGCUAAUGGGAUUACAAAAAAAAAAAAAGAAACAAAAAGUGGAAAAAAAAAUUUUUUCGUAAACUUUGUUUUAUAUGAAAAAAAAAAAUUCCAUAAGUCUGUGUGUGUUAAACAUGAGGUUCUGCCUCUGUGGCUGUGUUUGAAAAAAUAAAGUUUUAUUAGAAUAA
Molecule: messenger RNA, 4330 nt
Organism: Perognathus longimembris pacificus (Pacific pocket mouse)
Lineage: Eukaryota; Metazoa; Chordata; Mammalia; Rodentia; Heteromyidae
Gene: Fam53c
Product: family with sequence similarity 53 member C
Exons: 5
Coding region: 392-1570 (392 amino acids)
Biological process (GO): protein import into nucleus
Cellular component (GO): nucleus
Source: RefSeq, a predicted model, not a curated record